Messenger RNA from Andrographis paniculata, 3227 nucleotides. RefSeq names its product probable serine/threonine-protein kinase At1g54610. Gene Ontology annotation, cellular component: nucleus; cyclin-dependent protein kinase holoenzyme complex. NCBI's taxonomy places the organism in Eukaryota, Viridiplantae, Streptophyta, Magnoliopsida, Lamiales, Acanthaceae. Bases 651 to 2774 code for a protein of 707 amino acids. The transcript is spliced from 8 exons. Gene Ontology annotation, biological process: protein phosphorylation; positive regulation of transcription elongation by RNA polymerase II. The record is from RefSeq and is a predicted model, not a curated record. Gene Ontology annotation, molecular function: cyclin-dependent protein serine/threonine kinase activity; ATP binding; RNA polymerase II CTD heptapeptide repeat kinase activity.
ACACUUUUAACUCUCUCCUACCUCUCGCUGCUGUAGAGAGAGAGAGAAGAGAGAGAAAGGGAAGAGAGAGGAAGAGAUCAUUGCAAAAAGCUGCUAUCGCCGUUCAGAAAUAUAUAAAUACGCCCAAAACUAAAAACGCACGAAAAAAGAUUAAACUCUUUUUCUCAAUUUGUUUUUUUUGGCAACUUUCUGGUUCUCUCUCUCUGGGCACAGUUCUCGCCAUCUGCCUGCCCUAGAUCCGCCCAUGGCGAGCCAUAAUUUGCUAGCACUGUGAGCUUUCUACUCACGGGCUAGUCAAUUCUUGUUUUCCAGUACAAAUUAGCCGACACUUUUCCGAGUUCUUGUCCAGAUUCUUCGGGGGAGGUGCCUUUAUUGGAGUGAUUUUUUUGUUGCUCUUUAGUUGAUAAAGUUCUAUUAUGGUGGGCUUUGAAAUGCUUCGUUGAGGGAUGCUGUAGCUAAUUUAUCGUGUGUGGGUUGGAAUUUAGCUUUGUUGUCCUCGAUUGCCUUGAAUUUGGGGGUCAAUUAGGCUUCCUGUGUGGGUUGUUAAUUGCGGGAAAUUAAUGGCGGAAGAGGUCCUGAUAGGUGAACUGGAAAAGGACUAUCUUCUUUUGGAUGUGGAUUGUUGAGUGUCUUUGUUAUUUCCGUGUAUAAUGGGUUGUGUUUGCGGUAAGCCAUACGCCAUUGAUGACAGUAAGGGGAGUCCUGGGGAGAGAUUGUCAAACAAAGAAGUGUCUGGUCUCCGGGCCCCGAGGAGAGAGGAUAAUCAUGGCGUCAAGGAUCGGUUAGAUAAUAGUAGCAAUGUCAAUGAGGGAAGAGUAAUUGUAGAUAAUAAGCAAGUCAAUGGAUUAGCCAGAGUACAGGGGGACAAUUUUGAGAGGAAGAGGGAGAAGGCGGAGUAUGCGGUGCACCAUCCUAGGGGAGCCAUGGUUCCGAGAUCGAGUGAAGGAGAACAGGUUGCUGCUGGUUGGCCGCCAUGGCUGGCUGCUGUAGCUGGUGAAGCCAUUAAAGGAUGGGUGCCUCGGAAGGCAGAUUCUUUCGAAAAGCUUGACAAGAUUGGUCAGGGUACUUACAGUAAUGUUUAUCGUGCCCGUGAUCUUGACCAAGGCAAGAUUGUAGCUCUAAAGAAAGUAAGGUUUGACAAUCUGGAGCCGGAGAGUGUACGAUUUAUGGCAAGGGAAAUACAUAUUUUGCGCCGGCUCAACCAUCCAAAUGUAAUCAAGUUGGAAGGUCUGGUUACGUCAAGGAUGUCUUGCAGCUUAUACCUUGUAUUUGAGUACAUGGAGCAUGAUUUGGCAGGACUCGCAUCCCACCCUGGGCUCAAGUUUACUGAACCUCAGGUUAAGUGUUACAUGAAACAACUUUUACGGGGACUUGAUCAUUGUCAUGGUUGUGGUGUCCUGCAUCGUGACAUAAAGGGCUCCAAUCUUCUUAUCGACAACAAUGGCAUACUGAAGAUUGCAGAUUUUGGUCUUGCUAGCUUCUAUGAUCCCCAUCAGAGUCAACCAUUAACCAGCCGUGUUGUGACCUUGUGGUACCGGCCACCUGAGCUCUUACUUGGUGCAACUUAUUAUAGCACUGCUGUGGACUUGUGGAGCACUGGUUGCAUACUGGCUGAACUAUAUGCUGGCAAGCCAAUUAUGCCUGGACGAACAGAGGUUGAGCAGUUGCAUAAAAUUUUUAAACUUUGUGGAUCACCAUCAGAAGAGUAUUGGAGAAAAUCAAAGCUGCCCCAUGCUACAAUCUUCAAGCCCCAACAGCCGUACAAGCGAUGUGUUGCCGAAACUUUCAGUGAUUUUCCUCCACCAGCUUUGGGUCUCAUAGAGACAUUACUUUCUAUAGAUCCUGCAGAUCGUGGAUCCGCAGCCUCUGCAUUGAAGAGUGAGUUCUUUACAACAAAGCCUUAUCCUUGCGACCCCUUGAGUUUGCCUAAGUAUCCUCCAAGCAAAGAGUUUGAUGCUAAAGUACGAGAUGAAGAAGCAAGGAGGCAAAUGGCAGCAGGAAGCAAAGGGCAACGAUAUGAUCCUGAAAAGAGAGGAUCAAGAGAAUCUCGUGCUGUGCCAGCACCGGAUGCCAAUGCUGAAUUGAUCUCAUCGAUGCAGAAAAGACAAAGUCAUUCUAACUCGAAGAGCAGGAGUGAGAUGUUCAGCACUCAUCCGGAAGAAGUGGCUUCUGGUUUCCCGAUCGAUCCACCUAGACCAUCCCAAUCAGUUGAGGAAUCAAAUAACGAUCCCCAAGCAAAUGUGGUGAAAAGGGCAUCCCAUUCUGGUCCAUUAGUUAAUCGAGCAGCCUGGGUCAGGGCCGGAAAUGGAAAGAACACAGAAGAUGGCCCGAAGAAUCUGGGUAUGGCUGUUGCCGACCUACCAACUGUGUCUGGCUUAGUAGCUGCUCGGAGGAGCAUGUUGUCCGAAGAGCGUAGGGAGAAAUCGUAUUCUCAUCAGGACGGUCCUAAGCUUAUGGCCAGAUUUCCGGGAUCCUUUAAAGAGUCGUCGAAUUUGAUGAUGAGGCAAGACCAGAAGAGCAGCGGACCUCACGAAGAUGAAAAAGCAAACAACAAUCCUGUUCUUCAGGGUAGAGGUUCAAAGGGCAACAAAAUUCACUACUCAGGGCCUCUGAUGGUUCCAUCGGGAAAAGUGGACCAGAUGUUGAAGGAUCAUGAUCGCCAAAUCCAAGAGGCUGUUCGACGAGCGCGUUUGGACAAGGAGAGAGUGCGGAAACACCAUCAGGUCGAGGGAAACAAGUUAUCGACAAAUUCAUUGUUUGUUUCUGGGCGAUGAUGGCUGCGGAUUCAAGCUAGAAAAACAACUGUGGAUUCGUGAGGGCCGGCACCCCCCCCAAGUAUGUAAUCAUCUUUCCUCCUUACAGAAUUGCUAUGUACAUGAGCUGCUGCUGCUGCAUAAGAAGACUAGCUAGCCAUUUGAGGCUGGAUGGUAAACGGCGACACUAAUUGAAUGCGAUCGAUCGAGUUGCUGCUGCAGUGCUGUGUAUAGGGCAGUCUGUCUGUCUUAUUGCAUCCGAUGGAUCGAUCGAACUAUCCUCUUUCCUCCUCUGUAUGAUGCUGCUGCUAUUACUCUGUUUCAGCUGAUAUUGCGAUUCUGAAAAAUGUGAGGUAUCGCAAUUGUAGUCGACGAGAUGUUUGUUAUAAUUUAAAUUUGAAGACAGUUGGUUGUAGUGUUGUUGAGUUAUCUCAAUCUGUUGAAAUGAAGGAGGAGGAUCCAUCUUUACCCUUA